Vidua macroura (Pin-tailed whydah) is the source of this 882-nucleotide messenger RNA. RefSeq names its product translation initiation factor IF-2-like. Bases 1 to 882 code for a protein of 293 amino acids. Lineage: Eukaryota; Metazoa; Chordata; Aves; Passeriformes; Viduidae. The record is from RefSeq and is a predicted model, not a curated record. The transcript is spliced from 3 exons.
AUGCCCCGCCCGGCCGCGCGGGGGCGCUCGCGCUCGCCGCUCCCCCAUUGGCGCAGCGCGGCCGCAGCGCCCCCGCCCCGCGCUGUGCGGCUCCUCACGUCCUCACGGCCCCGCCCCGCCCCCGACGGGCACCGCGCGCCGCCAAUCAGAGCCCGCCCGGCGCACGCCUCGCCCAAUGGCGACCGGGGGCGGGCCGCCGGCAGCGGAAGGCCGCGUGCGAUUGGCGGAAAGCGCCUGAGCGACGGGAGCGCUCCCCGCUGCCCCGCCCGUCGGUGGGCGGGCCGCCUCUCCGCCGCACCGGCCAAUCAGCGCCCGCGCUCGCCUUGUUAUUCGGCGAUCGGCCUCGCCACUGGCCGGACCCGCCGUCCGUCCCCGGCGGCGCGGCCAAUGGGCGCGAGGGCGGCGCCGCGCUCGGCCAAUGGGCGCGGCGGGGAGGCGGGCGCAGGUGGUGGCCGCGGGGCGCUGCGCUCGCCUGGGCGCCCCCCCCCCCUUCGCUGCGCCCCCCGCGCCGCCGAGGGCCCCGCGCGCAGGCGUGGAUCAAUGGCGAUCCCGGGGGUUCGGCUCGGGGCCCUGGGUUGGGGGCGAGCAGAAGCUGCCGCUGGCUCCGUGAUUCGUCUGGGGCCGAGCCGAAGCUCUUCCCUUCCCGUUCCUGUUUCUCUGAAUUCCUGCGUUACUCGUUCACGUGUGCGGGACCCCGGCACGGCCCCGGUGUCCCCGGGCCGGGGGGAGCGGGGACAGCCCCCAGACCCUUGGGGGCUGCGGGAUUUGUGUGUCCGGGCACGCUUUGGUGACUUCCCCGGCUUCCAGCUGCCCUUGUUCGCAGCAGCGGAGAAGAUGGAGGGGAUGCGGUGGAAGGGGAACUCUUCAGGAAAACCAUCCUGA